AUGAGUGGCGCGCUUAUCCUCGCGGCGGCUGCAGGAGCCCUGGCCUUGCUGCUGCUGGCAGUGCGGCUGUGGGUAGUCCUGAGUCCUCGCGCUCCUGUGCCUCGGCGGUCUCUCAGCCUCUUGGUAGUGGCUGGAUCUGGUGGACAUACCACUGAGAUCCUAAGGCUGCUGGAGAACUUGUCCGAUGCUUAUUCUCCUAGACAUUAUAUCGUUGCUGACACUGAUGAAAUGAGUACCCAUAAAAUAAAUUCUUUUGAACAAAAUCGAGCUGAUAGGAACCCCAGUGCUACGUUUCCUGAAUACUAUGUUCACCGCAUUCCCAGAAGCCGGGAGGUCCAGCAAUCCUGGCUAUCCUCAGUGCUCACCACCUUGUACUCCAUGUGGCUCUCCUUCCCCCUGACUUACCGAGUGAAGCCAGAUCUGGUGUUGUGUAACGGACCAGGAACAUGUGUUCCUAUCUGUAUAUCUGCCCUUCUCCUUGGGAUACUGGGAAUAAAGAAAGUGAUCAUUGUCUACGUUGAGAGCAUCUGCCGAGUGGAACAUUUAUCCCUGUCCGGAAAGAUUCUGUUUCACCUCUCAGAUUACUUCAUUGUUCAGUGGCCGACUCUUAAGGAGAAGUAUCCCAAAUCUGUGUACCUCGGGCGAAUUGUUUGA
Molecule: messenger RNA, 654 nt
Organism: Rangifer tarandus platyrhynchus (Svalbard reindeer)
Lineage: Eukaryota; Metazoa; Chordata; Mammalia; Artiodactyla; Cervidae
Source: the annotation of a GenBank genome assembly